CUAACAUGUUAAAGAUAUAUUUAUAGGACUUUUAUUUUUAUAAGAUAAUUUUUAUAAGUAAAAUGUUCCAUCACUCAAAGGGACACUGUGAAACGUUGGAAUCAUAUUUUCCAAUUUCGUUCGAAAACCAGUACAUAGAACGUUUGCCAAAAUAUGGAUAAAUAUGAUGAUUUCGUUGAUAAUAGUUACACAAAAGUAAUCGAAGGCUUAAAAACUUACAAGGUUCGAUUUGAGAAGGUUUUGAAAUCACAUCAAGAUUUGUAUAAUUCUAUUGCUAAACAUGAAAAGAUAUUUUACCAGGAUUCUUCUAUUCAGUUACAAAUGCUCAAACACUGUACAAAAGUUAAUUCUGAUUAUUUUAACAUCCUCUCCGAUUUUGUUUAUGAUGAUGAAGAAAGUCUAGAAUUUUUUAGAUACGACUUAAAGCGCUUUAACUUUGUUCUGAAAUUGAUCGCAAGGGAUUGGUCUCCCGAUUAUGAACUGGAAAGAAGCUGCUGGUUUGGGCCAAUUAUAAAGACCUUAGAGAAAUCUUUUGAGUCUGCAGAUCGAGAUAACAAAAAAAUUCUCUGUUUAGGAGAUGGGCUUCUGAGAUUGCCUCUGGAGUUGUGCAGGAAAGGAUUCAUUACAGACGGUGUAAUGGAAGAUAUAUUGAAAAUUAGUAUAGCUUCUCAUCUUAAUAAGCUCACAGAGAUAAAUGCUUUUACAAUCUACCCAUUUGUCGAUAAAUGGAGUGACCUAGUCUCUUCAGUUGGUCAGCAAAAGCCGGUCACAUUCCCCGACAUUACAUUUGACAUGGAAGAUUCUCAAGAGGAGUUAGACUUGACCAGAGAACCGACUGUUAUAGCUGCUAGGUUUCUGGCUGAUUACGAUCCAAGCAUGAAUCAAGAAAAAGUUGACGCAGUGGCCACAUCUGGUUACUUUAAUUUGUCAAGAAAUAUACCUCUGAUAAUUUCAACAAUACAUCAUAAUUUAAGAUCUGGGGGAAUCUGGGUGAAUAACGGCCCAUUAAUUAAUGACUAUGAUGUCGAUUACGAUUCAAAGUCUUGCUUUAGAGAAUGGGGCUAUGAUGAUAUUAAAAAAGCUUUAAGGAAGCAGGGAUUCACAAUUCUGAGUUAUAACCACGAAGAAAGAUCAACAUUUUGCUAUAAUCGUUAUUACAUGUCGAAUGAAGUUUAUGAAAUGUUAUUUUUCAUCGUUCGAAAAUAA
Messenger RNA from Dimorphilus gyrociliatus, 1206 nucleotides. The record is from the annotation of a GenBank genome assembly. Lineage: Eukaryota; Metazoa; Annelida; Polychaeta; Dinophilidae.